AGUUUCCUUUGCAAAAUAUGUGUUGCAACUUCGACCAUCUGUAAAAAGAAAUAAAUUUGUCCUAAAGGUCAUCGGGACGAAGAAAUCGAAGAACCUCACUAUAUUUACACAUUCUCGGGACUUUGGCUUUGCAGUUUAAAUGGCUGAAGUAGCCAAAGCCACAGCGCACCCCUCCACAACGAGCGAAGGGAAGAAGGUCAAGGAAGGUAUAACACCAACUCAAGAUGGAGGUGAUGCUGCAGGGGGCGAGGGAGGUGAAAAGAAGCUAUCUAAGAAGGAGAGGAAGAUGCUGAAACAGAAGCAGCUUGCGGAGCAGCAGAAAGAGAAAGAUCUGGCUCAGGCCCAGGCUCCUGCAAAGAGCAAGGCAGAAUUAAAAGCAGAGAGGAGGGCUAAGCAGGAGGCAGAGAGAGCCGCCAAAUUGGCAAAGAAGUCUGGUGAGCCUGUGCCUUCGGGCGGAGCAGGAGGGGGAUCAGGAGCUGGAGGGGGAAGCAGUUCGCUACCUAGCAGUGGAUCCAGUGGCCAGCUCCAGAGUAAAGGUGGUAAACAAACUGGAGAAACUCAUUCCAAGAAAGAUCUUUACAGGGUCUCAGAUGACAUCAAACUGGACGAUCCUAACGUGCAGAAAAGAAGAGCAAAGAAACUUGAACGUCAACAGGUACCACAGAGGGUCGAGAGUCAGAAGAAAGUUGGUCUCUUCUCUCACCUGAACCAGUUUGAAAGACAGGUCUCGCUAACGAGUCGUCUUGGUUUUGGUUCCGGUGGUAUCCAUCCGGCCGUCAUCAAGUUAGGUUUGCAGUACGCUGAAGGAAUCAUAUCAGGAGCCAACUCCAGGUGUAUAGCAUUACUAGUAGCCUUCAAACAGGUCAUAGCAGAUUAUAACACGCCUCCACAGAAAGAUCUGUCCAGAGAUCUAGAUAACAAGAUCAAACCGUACAUCAACUUCCUCAACCAGUGUCGUCCCAAGUCAGUCAGCAUGGGUAAUGCUAUCAAGUAUCUCAAGAUGCAGAUCAAUAAUAUUCCACAAGGAAUGUCGGAUAAAGAGGCAAAACAGAGGUUGUGUGACUGCAUAGACGGUUAUGUGAAAGAGAAGAUAUUCCUAGCACAGAAAGCCAUUUCUGAGCAAUAUGCCUGCAAGAAGAUCAGAGAUGGCGAUGUCAUCCUUAUAUACAGUUGCUCAUCAUUAAUUAGGAAAGUCCUGUGCGAUGCUCACAAGAUUGGGUUACGGUUCCGCGUCAUUGUGGUGGACAGCAGGCCAAAGGUCGAAGGUCGAGAGGGUAUUAGGAGGCUUGUAGCUGCCGGGAUCAAGUGUACCUAUGUCCUCAUCAAUGCAGUCUCUUAUAUGAUGCCCGAGGUUUCAAAGGUUUUCCUUGGUGCACACGCCCUCCUUGCCAAUGGCUAUGUCAUGUCAAGAGUGGGGUCAUCGGUCAUCGCCAUGGUAGCGAAGUCCUACAAUGUUCCAGUUCUUGUGUGCUGUGAGACAUACAAAUUCAGUGACCGGGUUCAGACAGAUAGCUUUGUGACAAAUGAAUUAGGUGAUCCUGGUGACCUUGUUUCUGUCAACCGCUCGAAGUGCAACCUGGCUAACUGGAGGGACAUCAAUGCCUUGACUCUCCUCAACCUUGUUUAUGAUGUCACCCCACCAGAUUUUGUUUCCAUGGUGAUCACCGAGAUUGGAAUGCUACCCUGCACAUCGGUGCCCGUUGUACUGAGGGUCAAGAACAUUGAGAGCUGAGGUCAAGGAGGUCAUGAAGUUGAAGAAUGAAGGAAUAUCAAGAAUAGCAAGAGCUUAGGCCGGCAUGAUGAGGAACACUGAGAGCUAGGUUUUGCAAUAGCGGUUGAACUGUCAUGCUGUGGUCUGCCAUUCCAUUUGAUGAUAGUAUUCUGUUUUGGGGAACAGCGACUAGUCUGCAUGCACAGACCCUGACUAAAACUUUGAUCAACAAGUAAGUCUUCACAGAAGACUAGCACAUAAACAACUUGUUGUUAGGGCCUUCAGCACACUGGUCAUUGUAGGCUACACAUUCAGACCCUUGAGGGGUUUGCACAGCAGACUAAACAGCAACUUGGUAUUUAACAAGUCUUCUUGGGAAGUGCUGCACAGAUUGAUAUUAAAAUAAUGCACAGGUGUAUGUGUUAGUGGCGAUGCAGUGCACAAUAGGGUAUUUACAACUGGCAAUAAUGAUAAUAAUGGUAUAUUUACGCGGGGUGGCCAUUUCAGUUCCGAAAACUGUUCUCCCAGCGGGCCCUA
Lytechinus variegatus (green sea urchin) is the source of this 2248-nucleotide messenger RNA. RefSeq names its product translation initiation factor eIF-2B subunit delta-like. The record is from RefSeq and is a predicted model, not a curated record. Lineage: Eukaryota; Metazoa; Echinodermata; Echinoidea; Temnopleuroida; Toxopneustidae. The transcript is spliced from 11 exons. Bases 140 to 1732 code for a protein of 530 amino acids.